This is a messenger RNA of Colletotrichum destructivum, 780 nucleotides long. RefSeq lists its product as uncharacterized. The record is from RefSeq and is a predicted model, not a curated record. Bases 227 to 562 code for a protein of 111 amino acids. NCBI's taxonomy places the organism in Eukaryota, Fungi, Ascomycota, Sordariomycetes, Glomerellales, Glomerellaceae. The transcript is spliced from 2 exons.
CAAACCCCGCUUUGGUGACGGUUCUCUGUGUCUUCUUCGGACCGCUCGUGUGACAUUUCCUUUACUACAAGUAGCCAAGCCCAUCCCUCUUCUUGCUAGCUGAGCUUCUCUUCUAUCUGCCGCAUCCAAUCCUCUGCAAUAAUCCUCACAUAACCGACUUCCUCUUCCAUUUUCCAUUAUAAACCCCAGCAGUCCCCAUUACUCAACACCCAUACCAUCAUUCAUCAUGGAUUUCGUCAAGAAUCUUACUGGAGAUAACAACAACAACAACGCCGCCUCUUCGUCGGCAGGCCAGACCGAGAAGAAGGAGUCCGGCGGCUUUAUGGACAAGAUCAACGGCAUGGCCGGCGGCGGUCCCGAGAGCGAGAAGCAGGAGGAUGGUGUUGACAAGGCCGUCGACUUCGUCCAAGAAAAGUUCCUCGGCCAAGGUGCUCAGAACAACGAGAGCGCUGCCGAGCAGGCUAAGGAUGAGCAGAUUUCCGACUUCAUCCGCCGCCAGGUAUCAAGCACUACCGGCAAGGAAAUCCCCAUCGAGGACAAGGACAAGAAGUACGGCAUGUAGAUGCUGUCUUACUCUGCAAGCGACGUAUCGGUUGGGGAGGGCAGUCGACUUUUCGACCUCAUGAUUGAACAGCCUGGAAAUUGGCAGCUCGGUGACAUGGAUUCGGCUGAUGGCGGUGAUGAACCCAAUGCACCCGAAAGAGGGCUCUGGAAUGGAACCUUAACUAGUAUACCUAGUAGCACCUACAAUAAUAACGACGUUGACGGUUUUCAAAUCAA